Octopus bimaculoides (California two-spot octopus) is the source of this 396-nucleotide messenger RNA. RefSeq lists its product as uncharacterized. The record is from RefSeq and is a predicted model, not a curated record. NCBI's taxonomy places the organism in Eukaryota, Metazoa, Mollusca, Cephalopoda, Octopoda, Octopodidae.
AUGGUUUUCUCACUUCAGAAGUGGGGAUUUGAGUUUGAAGAUGAGCAAAAAGAAAGUCAUUCAAAAGAAUUUGAUUCCAAAGAGUUGAAAGCUGUUGUCCCAGAAAAUCCAAUCUCUACUUGUAGAGAACUUGCAGAACAGCUUAACAUAGCUCAUACAACUGUUCUUCAACAACAGAAAAGGAUCGAAAAGGUUUCAGUGGUUGGAAAAUGGGUCCUGCACGAACUGUCUCCAGAGAAUCUGCAACAGUGUGUUCUUUUUGUCGACCUUGCUCCUUAUGAUUAUCACUUGUUUCAGGGACUACAGAACCAUUUGAAUGGUCUUAGGUUGGCAUCAAGGAAAAAGGCUGAAAAUGAAUCGGAUUCAUACUUCACAGCAAAACCUAAACAAUUUUAG